CUCGGGCCACCCCGGUAAGGUCAGAAGGCUUCAGCUGUAGCGGGAGAAGGGGCCUGACCACCUGGGCAUUGCUGCCUUUGCACCAUGGACGCGCAGCACUACAAAAUGAAUGGUGACCCUCUGCAGGAAUCUAUGUACAUUGAGGAACACGCAAAUAGAAGUGGUGUGAUUUCUUUGAUUUUCUCUCUGAAAGAAGAAGUUGGGGCAUUGGCUAAAGUUCUUCGUACAUUUGAGGAAAAAGGCAUAAACCUGACCCACAUUGAGUCCCGACCUUCCCGUCUCAACAAGGAUGAGUAUGAAUUCUUCAUUAACUUGGAAGGCAAGAAUGUCCCAGCUCUGGAUAAUAUCAUCAAGUCCUUGAGAAAUGAUAUUGGAGCAACCGUCCAUGAGCUUUCAAGAACAAAGAAGAAGGACACUGUGCCAUGGUUUCCAAGAAGUAUCCAGGAGCUGGACAGAUUUGCCAAUCAGAUCCUAAGCUAUGGAGCGGAAUUGGAUGCAGACCAUCCUGGGUUCAAAGAUCCUGUGUACCGGGCCCGGAGGAAGGAGUUUGCGGACAUUGCCUACAACUACAGGCAUGGGCAACCUAUUCCUGAAGUCACCUACACAGAAGAAGAAAAGAGAACAUGGGGCAUUGUCUUCAGGGAGCUGAAGACUCUCUAUCCAACUCAUGCUUGUUAUGAACACAACCACGUCUUUCCACUGCUGGAGAAGUACUGUGGCUACCGGGAGGAUAACAUCCCCCAACUUGAAGAUAUUUCAAAAUUCUUGCAAACCUGCACUGGCUUCCGCCUGCGUCCUGUGGCAGGCUUGCUCUCCUCUCGAGAUUUCUUGGCUGGGCUGGCCUUCCGAGUGUUUCACUCUACACAGUACAUUCGCCAUGCAUCCAAACCCAUGUACACACCAGAGCCUGAUAUUUGCCAUGAGCUACUAGGACACGUACCUCUUUUUGCUGAUCCCAGUUUUGCUCAGUUUUCCCAGGAAAUUGGACUGGCAUCUCUGGGAGCUCCGGAUGAGUUCAUCGAGAAACUUGCUACGGUUUAUUGGUUUACGGUGGAGUUUGGACUAUGUAAAGAAGGCGAUUCACUGAAGGCAUAUGGUGCAGGGCUGCUGUCUUCAUUUGGGGAGUUGCAGUAUUGUUUAUCAAAUAAACCUGAGAUUCAACCUCUUGUCCUGGAGAAGACGUCUGUGCAGAAGUAUCCUGUUACUGAGUUCCAGCCUAUCUACUAUGUUGCUGAAAGUUUUAAAGAUGCAAAAGAAAAGCUAAGGAAAUUUGCUUCAACAAUCCCUCGUCCUUUCUCUGUUCGGUACAAUCCCUACACACAGAGGAUUGAAGUCCUGGACAACGCAAAGCAGCUGAAGAACUUAGCUGAUACUAUCAACGGUGAGAUGGGAAUCCUGUGCAAUGCCCUUCAGAAGAUAAAAUGAAGACUUGCCAUAAGUCUUGCUAAUCACUAGCUACUGACUAAAAAAGCUUCCUUGUGCAAAUGCUAGUCUUUAUCUAGCCUCAGUCUAUUAUCUUCCUGUGUACUGCAUGAAUUAUGUUAUAUAUCUUAAUUACUAUAGAUUAGCAGAAAAAGAGACACCUGCAGGUGACCCUUGACUCUUUUGGGCUUCAGACACUAAUCAAUUUUUUCUCACUAAUACAUAAAAAUCACCUUAUUUCUGGGAGUCUGGGGAAAACCUUCACAUCGCUCUGCCAAAGGCUAGCAGAAGGAGUUUUCCACCGUGCUGCAGAGCUACAGCAUGCUGUAGCUGUAGGAUUGCAUUACCACCCAGGGCACAGGACCAGAAAGGUAAUGACUAGCAUGGACUAAUCCAUCUUGCUUCCUCUCACAGUCUUCCUCCUGUCAGUCCCUCAUAUCUGCAGUUGCUCAUGGUUCCCCUGGAGUCUUAAACUCUACACCUUUCGGGAGGUACAUUAUAGUGCUUGGCCCUCUAGACCUUGACCAAGGUGGAACUAUACCUCUUUUUCUACACAUGAGCUGAAAUAAUUCUUUGCUGAAGUAAUUCGAUUUUUCUGCAGCUGUGAUGUUGCCAUUGACACAAAGCACAGUUGCUAGUGGAAAAGACAGCAGGUAUUCUGCAGUCUCAUUAACAAAGAUUUAUGCCCCCAUCUUAAUCUACUGUAUUUGCACAGGCCCCAGUUCCCAAAGAGUUUGUGCAGGCCAAGAAUGCUGCAUGCUGUGAAGUAUUUGGCUUGCAGGGAGGACUCCCUAAGCAAGGCACUGAGACUACCCAUCCAGAGAAUGAAGGAGCUGCUUCAGCACAGUACCCACAAAAAAGAUACCCUUGGAGGAGAGUUACCUAAAGGCAUGUCUGUGUGGCUUUUUGCAAGUGGAUGUGAGGUCACUUUGCUGACACUUUGUGCCAGCAAGAAGCCAUGCAGAUGCUUUAACCGGACAUCAAGUUUCGACAGGACUGAUUAGCCCAGUCUCAAAGUUGUGCGAACUGCAAUGUCAUGUAAUAUCAUGGAUUCAGAGCUGCUUCAGAAGCAGUCAUCUGACAGAAAGCGGAGAUCUCUCUUAAUAGACAUGCUCAGUUAAUCACUGUGGAAGGCUGAAGAGCGAAGGCUGCCUUGUAUUGUGCGGCCUUCUCUGGGAGUGAGUGCCUUAUUAAGCACUGGUACAGGGUAUUUCCCAACUUUCUGGACUCACAAUCCAGAAAGUGGGUACCAACACCCUUGCAGUUGGAAAUGGAGCAGCAGUGAUUUUUACAACGCUGCUGAAGAUAACAGAGCCUUCCAAUUCCAAACUCACUAUGUCUGUGGUUAGAGCCACCACCAAAGCUAUGGAAGACCUGGAUUAGCUAUGUCCCUGUCCGAGUGCAUUCAAAUCCACAGAUGAUAUCUUUCAGGAUAGCUCCUUAAUCAUGAUGCUAUUUGGAGUCCUCUUCCCUUCCCUACCCAAACUUUAAUCUUCCUCUUUGGUUAAAGCAGUUUUAUUCUGUCUGGAGUAAAGCUUAACUGAGGCAGGAAAUGGAAGCAAGGAUGGUUCCAACUUAACCCAGUGGCUGAAUCACGGGGAGAGAAGAGCUUUGCUGUUCAGAAGGCUAUCUCUGCAUUUUAUGCAAUAACCUUCACUCAAGGCAUCUAAAUGCCCUCUUGGACUGAUCUACAGUGUAUAAUGCCUCCAUGUAUUUUCCUAGUUCAAGAACAAAGGAAGCCAGCACUUGCACAUUGGAACUGAAUGGAUCAAAGCAAAGCAGAACAGUAUUUCCAGCUCGAAACAGUUUGCAUCAAGACACUGAAAAGAUUCAAAAUUCAUGUUUCUGUUAGAAGAUCCAAAGAUGGAAGAAGAUUUGAAAGUCCACAAAGUCUCGUACCUACUAUUAUACCACCUUUGUAUUCAUAGUUUGAAAACCAAUGGAGCUUUAAUGUAAGCAUUAUCCCUUAGGAAGAUAGAAAGUACAGCUGUUGCCAUUUUAUUUAUGGUGGGUAAUAACAUUAAUCUAAGGAUACCAGCUGGAACCCUUUUCAAUAGAAGUACACUUAUGCAAAAUGGUAUCAUUUUGGUGCUUUGAAGUAUGCUUUUUUAUCUCUGUAUCUUUUUUUUCUUCCUUUUUUCUCAUCACGAUGUCUGCGUAGGUCUUUCAAUCCUGCUUGGCAUGUUUUUUUUCAGUGUGAAAGUAGCCCAUAUUUCUCUCUCCUGAUAUAAGAAGACACAUAAGGUAACAGUACCACAAAAGGAAAAUUUCAUCCCAAGUAUGAAGUCUUUCAAAAUAAUCCUCAGAUAGCUUUUCAAGCUCCUCUGCUUGUGGCUGCUGUUAUGAAUGACAGUAGCAGUAAAUCUACAGUGAUAUUGAGAACCCAGGGUUCAUGACUGUCUUUCAUGUGUAAGUGAAAUUGUUAAAGAGAGUUGAUGCCAGAAGUGUGAUUUUGUGUCCCUUACCGCAGGCAUAAAUGAGGAAUAACUCCAGCCAAAGCAGCAUAACAUAGCUGUUCAACAAGAGUGAGAGAAGAGAAAAAGUUAAAUGAUCAAUAUUUUAAAAGCAGAAGAAAUACACUGAAAAUAUGUUGUCUUUCAGAAAAAAGUAUCUUCUACACAUGUUCUUUAAAUAGUCCAACAUAGGUUGCAUUUAAAAUAGUACUUCUUAAUGGGUCACUUCUUAUUUCCAAGCUAAAGAAAAUUAAAGUUGUGUAGCAAAAUGCUUUUUGCUUUAUCUGAGCAGUGUAACUCUUUUUUGUAAGCUAACUACACAGGUUGAUCAUAGUUAAAUACACAAGUUGAGGGGGAAAGCCCGUUUGAGGUGGGCUCUGUUUCAGAAGUCUGGCUUACACUAGUUGAGCAUCAUUCAUCCAGACAAGAUCAUGGAGCUUUAAGAGGAAAAACAGACGGAAAAGGUCACUUGAUGUGUAUAGAAAUUUGUAUCAUCUAUACUGUGUUGCCUAGAAACGGGCACGGAGUCAGCACAGGUUACACAGGGGGAUGGUCUGCUCUGGGCAUGAUAAGAUGCCUAGAUUGGGCAGCAGCCUUGGAAUAUAGAUGUUUUAUUCCCCAAAGGAUGCAGAAAUUGUUGAAAGAGAGGAUAAACACAGGAGGACUACACAGGAAUGCAUUCUUUUAAAGCCUGUCACUGUCUCUUAUCCCUGCUUCUAAC
This is a messenger RNA of Dromaius novaehollandiae (emu), 4596 nucleotides long. It is a transcript of the gene PAH, whose product is annotated as phenylalanine hydroxylase. The transcript has 13 exons. Gene Ontology annotation, molecular function: iron ion binding; phenylalanine 4-monooxygenase activity. The record is from RefSeq and is a predicted model, not a curated record. NCBI's taxonomy places the organism in Eukaryota, Metazoa, Chordata, Aves, Casuariiformes, Dromaiidae. The coding region runs from base 85 to 1425 and encodes 446 amino acids. Gene Ontology annotation, biological process: L-tyrosine biosynthetic process; L-phenylalanine catabolic process.